AUGGCUGCUGGGAAGCAGCAGAGAGUCAGGGUGUUGCCUCCAGAUGGAGGGUGGGGCUGGGUGAUCGUUGGUUGCUGCUUCAUGGUGUUGGUCUGUACGCGUGCAGUGACCAGGUGCAUUUCCAUCUUCUUCGUGGAGUUUCAGGCCCACUUUGGGGCAGACUAUUCAUCCACGGCCUGGAUCCACAGUCUGGUGGACAGCACCACCAUGCUCUGCGCUCCUGUAGGUAGUCUGGUGGGGAACCGCCUGUCCUGCAGGGUGGCAGUGAUGUUGGGAGGAGUCCUGGCCUCCUGUGGUCUCCUGAUCAGCUCCUUCUCUUCCAGUCUACAGCUGCUUUACUUCAGCAUGGGAAUCCUAACAGGUCUAGGAUUUGCCCUCUGUUACACCCCAGCCAUCACCCUGGUUAGCUGCUACUUCCGGCGCAGGAAGGCUUUGGCAUACGGCAUCGCCAUGUCAGGGAGCGGCAUUGGAACGUUUGUUCUGGCUCCAACUGUGCAGCUGCUUAUUGACCUGUACUCAUGGAGGGGGGCCCUUCUUGUUCUCAGUGCCUUUGUGGCCAACCUCUGUGUCUGCGGCGCACUGCUGCGACCAAUCACAGUGCAGGAGGAGGAGAUGGAGGACAGAGGGGCGGAGACAUGUGAUGCUGAACUUUCCAUCAAGCUUACCAAAGAUUCUGAAGACAGAACCAAGGAGCCAUCUUUGCUGCCCCUCCCUAAUGAAACCCCUGUUCCCCAGCUGAAGCAAACAUGUUGCCUUAGUUCCUGUUUCCUGUCUGUCAAGGAGUACCACUUCCUGUUACAGCCAGACUUCCUGGGUCUGGCCGUGUCCUUCAUCUUCCUGGCCAGCGGCUGCAGCCUGCCCUUCGUCUAUCUGGUGCCGUACGCUCUGAGCACUGGUGUCAGCCUCCAGAACUCUGCCUUCCUCAUGUCCAUCCUGGGAGUCAUCAACAUCGUGGGGAACAUCACCUUCGGCUGGCUGACAGACCAAAGGUGUUUGAAGACACACCGUCUAACCUGUUACACAUUUUCCGUGGCGAUGGAGGGUCUUUGCUGCCUCUUCACACCACUGCUCACUUCCUUCCCACUCCUUGUGCCGUUCGCCGUGCUCUACGGUUACUUUGAUGGCGCCUAUGUGGCACUGAUUCCCGUGGUGAUGUCAGACGUGGUCGGAGUUGGUUGCCUGUCCUCAGCGUUGGGCGUGGUCUUCUUUUUGCACGCCAUCCCAUACCUGGUGAGCCCACCAAUUGGAGGUUGGCUGGUUGAUGUCACCGGAAAUUACACAGCCAGCUUCUUCCUCAGUGGCACCGCCCUGCUGGCCAGUGCGCUCAUUGUCUCCAUCGUCACUGGGAUUCGCCUCUGCCGCCGGCGCCUACGCAGCAGACACAAGCCCCUCCCCCUCAGGCUGUCUGAUAGGCCAGACUGUUUACACAAAGAGAUGCACAGCCAGGGAGUUGCUUCAGAGUCACAAAGUUAG
Messenger RNA from Nematolebias whitei (Rio pearlfish), 1473 nucleotides. Its product is annotated as monocarboxylate transporter 12-B-like. Lineage: Eukaryota; Metazoa; Chordata; Actinopteri; Cyprinodontiformes; Rivulidae. Gene Ontology annotation, biological process: transmembrane transport; monocarboxylic acid transport. The record is from RefSeq and is a predicted model, not a curated record. The coding region runs from base 1 to 1473 and encodes 490 amino acids. The transcript has 7 exons. Gene Ontology annotation, molecular function: monocarboxylic acid transmembrane transporter activity.